Messenger RNA from Aethalodelphis obliquidens (Pacific white-sided dolphin), 491 nucleotides. It is a transcript of the gene PDE6G, whose product is annotated as phosphodiesterase 6G. The coding region runs from base 19 to 282 and encodes 87 amino acids. Gene Ontology annotation, biological process: positive regulation of epidermal growth factor receptor signaling pathway; visual perception; positive regulation of G protein-coupled receptor signaling pathway. Lineage: Eukaryota; Metazoa; Chordata; Mammalia; Artiodactyla; Delphinidae. Gene Ontology annotation, molecular function: cGMP binding; 3',5'-cyclic-nucleotide phosphodiesterase activity. The transcript has 3 exons. The record is from RefSeq and is a predicted model, not a curated record. Gene Ontology annotation, cellular component: photoreceptor outer segment membrane.
GUCUCUGCCAGCCUGGCCAUGAACCUGGAGCCGCCGAAGGCCGAGAUCCGGCCGGCCACCAGGGUGAUUGGGGGGCCCGUCACUCCCAGGAAAGGGCCCCCCAAAUUUAAGCAGCGGCAAACCAGGCAGUUCAAGAGCAAGCCCCCCAAGAAAGGCGUCCAAGGGUUUGGUGACGACAUCCCCGGAAUGGAAGGCCUGGGAACAGACAUCACUGUCAUCUGCCCAUGGGAGGCCUUCAACCACCUGGAGCUGCAUGAGCUGGCCCAGUACGGCAUCAUCUAGCACUGGACCCCGGCCCUUGACCCCUCCAUGCCGCUGCCCUUUCUGACCCCUGCUCAGGAUUCCUGUGAGCAGGGCCGCCCCCCCACCGGAGGGUUCCAGAGUGUCCAGAGAUUGUGUCUGGAGAUCCCCGCAAGGCGGCGACCUCAGGCCCAUGGAAGCUAGUUGCCAGGAGCCCACCAACUCCCUGCAGGAUAUCCUCUCCGGCCGGC